This is a messenger RNA of Malus domestica (apple), 351 nucleotides long. RefSeq names its product agamous-like MADS-box protein AGL62. NCBI's taxonomy places the organism in Eukaryota, Viridiplantae, Streptophyta, Magnoliopsida, Rosales, Rosaceae. The record is from RefSeq and is a predicted model, not a curated record. Gene Ontology annotation, molecular function: protein dimerization activity; DNA-binding transcription factor activity, RNA polymerase II-specific; RNA polymerase II cis-regulatory region sequence-specific DNA binding. Gene Ontology annotation, biological process: regulation of transcription by RNA polymerase II.
AUGGGAUGCGUGAAGAUCGAAAUAAAAAAAAAAACCAACAAGAACUACCUCAAGGCCACCUUCUCAAAGCGGCGCAAGGGUCUCUGCGGCAAAGCCACUGAUCUUUCCCGUUUGACUGGUUGCCCGAUCGCCCUUAUCGUCUUUUCGCCUGCUAGCAGACUGUUCCUCUUUGGGCAGCCCUCUGCGGAAACCGUCAUAGAUUGCUUUCUUGCCCAACAAGCUCCAUUCACAGAUAAUGAUCAUGAGGAUGAGAGUUUUGAAUCCAUUCAUGGCGUCGAUGACCGUGAAGAUUUAGAAAACAACCAAGAGGAAUAUAAACAAGAGGAUGAGAUGAAUGACGAAAAGUUCUGA